This is a messenger RNA of Opisthorchis viverrini, 945 nucleotides long. RefSeq lists its product as hypothetical. The coding region runs from base 1 to 945 and encodes 314 amino acids. Lineage: Eukaryota; Metazoa; Platyhelminthes; Trematoda; Opisthorchiida; Opisthorchiidae. The record is from RefSeq and is a predicted model, not a curated record. The transcript has 7 exons.
AUGAGAAUCAGAGAGGAUUCAACAGUACACUAUCCAAACGAGAUAAAUGUCUAUGUUCAGCUUGGUCGUGACGCAAUUUCGUUUCUCGAUAAACAGCCGCUCGGGACAGGCACGGAUGCCUUGAUGUCAAAAAUGAAGAAGCUGCUGACUUCAAAACUGGUUGGUAAAGGCCGGCAUGUUAGCACGGUCUUCCAAGGUUUCCUUACUCAUGAUUACUGGAAGGUGGUCCACUUCCGCGCAUCAUUCCUGACAAUACUUCCAACAGCAGAAAUGGCGUUCCCUGAAGAGUGGAAGCUUAGGAUGCAGGGAGUUAUCGAUUCCUUAACUAUAGCAGAUGGCUGUGGGUCGAAUUUUCAACUGCCAGUAGUUCCCUAUCAACUGUCGAUGCCAUCCCGAUUGGCGAUGAAGCGUUCACAAUCCAACUGCCAGGCUCGACAGGGGAAGUCGAGAGGCAGAGGUCGGGUUCGAACCACGGCCCUUCCGGUCAGCAAAUUCGCGCUCCAACCACUUGGUCCAACUUGCCCUGUGUACGGUACGAGAAACCCUAUCAUAGUUCAUGUUCACAACACUACAGAUUUGGGGAUGAGUAACGGAGAAAACGCACAUCUGGCUAGGUUACAAGUGGAUAUUAGGGUUGGCGACUUCGGGCCGGAUAAAUGGCCUACGCUGGGGGAAUGUGAUGUGGCGGGGGGGGGGGCUAAAGGCCACAGUGUACGAGAGGUCAGCCGACACUGGGGCAGUUUUGAACUACUCGCUGCCCAUCCGAAGUCGGUAUCCACGAGUAUUGCCUCAUCAAUGUUUAGGCGUGUAAGGGCCCUGUGUACAGAAGAAGAAGAAGAAGAAGAAGAAGAAGAAGAAGAAGAAGCUGAUCGGACAGCUGCCCAAAUUGAAGUAAAGAACAAACUUCCAGGUAUUGGAUAUCCAGCUAGCUUGAUUAGGCGUUGA